AUGCCGGUGGAUCUAUCAGGACUGGGCGACGAGGACCUCCGAGGCGUCCCGGUGCCCUUCAUCCGCGACUCCCUGGUCACCCUCGCUCCUCGUCUCCUCGCCGGCGCCGACUCCGUCACUCCCCUCGAAUACCCCUCGACAGAGUCGUCCCAGCCUUCCUCUCCCGCGAAGUCCCGCCUCUCCUGCUCCUUCGACCCUCCCGCGCAUCUUCCCGCCGGCUACUGCAUCCCACCUACGCACCUUCUCGCUGUCAGCUUCCCUCCGGCAAGUCCAGCACGACCGGAUCCUCAGCAUGUCCUCGUCCCGAUUCACGCACUGCCAUGGGGCCUUGCCUGUUCCCGCCUCAGACCGCUGCUACAAUGUCGAGACGCAGUGUCGGUGCCGGAUUGCAAAGAAACGGAGGCAGUCUGCGAAGCGCCGGCUGUCCGAAAGGACACCACUACAUCCCUCCUCACGCCUCCCGCGACGCCUCAAAGCACCUCUGCGCCCUUACCCGCCUCACCUCCUUCUCUAUCCGCCGACAAGCUUUCGACCCUUUCCCUCCCGCUCGUCCACCUCCGUCUUCCCUCUCCUCCAGCCUUCCAACUCAUCCACACCUACAUCUACACCCGUACUCUUCCCUCUCCCUCGCUCUUCUCGCCUGCUCUACAUUCGACAAGUCGAGCAAAAGCGGUCGAGGCGCUGUGGAAGACGUGUGUCGAGUUAGGGAUUGAGACGAGCGAAGGAGAGGAGCUGUGGAGUGCAAUGAGGGAGGAAUGGAAUCUGGCGAGGGAGGGGAUCGCAGUGGAGCAAGAGGAGGAGGCUGGGUGGGGCAGCGGAGAGAGCGACGAGGAAGAGUCGGAGUACGAGUCGGAGGAAGAUGAGGAGAUGGAGGAAGAGCAGCUGUGA
Messenger RNA from Rhodotorula toruloides NP11, 888 nucleotides. RefSeq lists its product as uncharacterized. The record is from RefSeq and is a predicted model, not a curated record. NCBI's taxonomy places the organism in Eukaryota, Fungi, Basidiomycota, Microbotryomycetes, Sporidiobolales, Sporidiobolaceae. The transcript has 2 exons. The coding region runs from base 1 to 888 and encodes 295 amino acids.